This is a messenger RNA of Anopheles stephensi (Asian malaria mosquito), 1405 nucleotides long. RefSeq lists its product as uncharacterized. The record is from RefSeq and is a predicted model, not a curated record. The transcript is spliced from 2 exons. Lineage: Eukaryota; Metazoa; Arthropoda; Insecta; Diptera; Culicidae. The coding region runs from base 72 to 629 and encodes 185 amino acids.
UGCCUUCGCUAGCAGAUCAUCAUUCAGUUGAGGAUCUCCAGUCGUGCAGUACAUCCAAACAGUAGGCAGACAUGAAGGCGUUCAUUGUGUUCUCUAUGGCCCUGGCUCUUGCCAGCGCGGCGGCAGUCGACGAUUCCAAGAAGGAAAAGCGCGGACUGUGGGAGCUGGGAUCGUCCCAACAGGAAUCGUACGAGACGUACGGCUAUGACCACCAGCAGUCUCACGGAUACUAUGGCAACGACUACUCUGAGAAGGAAGUGAAGCAGAUCAUCACCAAGAAGGUCCCCGUUCCGUACCCAGUUGAGGUCGAAAAGCACGUCCCAGUCGAGGUGAAGGUCCCGUACCCAGUUGAGGUUGAGAAGAAGGUCCCGGUGUACGUCGAGAAGAAGGUCCCAGUGUACGUGGAGAAGAAGGUCCCAGUCCACGUUGACCGCCCGUACCCAGUGGAAGUGAAGGUCCCAGUCCAUGUCCCCGUCUACAAGAAGGAAUACGUCGAGGUCCCGAAGCCAUACGCAGUUCAUGUCGAUAAGCCCUACCCAGUGUACGUGAAGCAGCCAGUGUACAUCGAGAAGCAGGUUCCAGUGACGGUGCACAUCAAGGAACACCAGAAGAAGCCAUUCUGGGGUUAAAGGGCUACUUGUGAGAUGUAAUUUACUGGUAGAAUAAAGAUCCAACACUGAUCCUCAAAUAACUGUGUAGUUUCCGACUUUAUUGUUAAUGUUGCUUCGUAAGCUAUUUCCACUUCAUAGUUUUUUUGCUUGUAAGACUACCUGUUUGUUGAGACAGUCUUUUUACUGUUGGAACCUGUAUGGACUUCCAUCUCGAUUGUUCCUGCAGAGCAAUAACUAGCCCUCCUGUUGGGUGGCGUAAAUAAGUCUUUUUUAAUUUUUUACUUUUUAUAUGUCUGGUGUACAGUUUUCUUGGUUGUUGAUUUCAGCUUGUUUUGUGUUUGUGGCGUUUGAAGUUUUGUGACGUAAAAAGUUAUAAUCUGAGAUGGAAAAUGUACAAUAUACUUUAUCGACGGGAUGGAAUAUUUUGAUAUUAUACCAAAUCCAUUAUUUGAAAAUAUGGCUUAAAGCAGGGAUAAUUAAAAAUAAAUGAAAUAAAAUAAAUAAUAAAUAAAUCGAACCUUUAUGUUUAGCUGCUGAGACGAAUUAUACAGGGAUUUACUUACCAAAUAAGUACAUUUAUGGUUUAAGUAUGAAUGAGAACCGUGGCCUUUCGCUGAGCCGUUAGUUUUGCCUAUGAACGGGACACGGCUGAGAAUUGAACCCAAUUUUAUGAGGGUAUCUAAUAGCAGAGUUUUAAUGCUAAUGAUGAUUUCUAUUGCAUGAAAGAAAUAAAACAAUAUUGUUGCAAAUCCCAUAAACUCUUGACUAUUGUUGUUGUAUUCUAAUUGAACGGU